Capronia epimyces CBS 606.96 is the source of this 1782-nucleotide messenger RNA. RefSeq lists its product as uncharacterized. The record is from RefSeq and is a predicted model, not a curated record. Lineage: Eukaryota; Fungi; Ascomycota; Eurotiomycetes; Chaetothyriales; Herpotrichiellaceae. Bases 1 to 1782 code for a protein of 593 amino acids. The transcript has a single exon.
AUGGCCAGCCACAAUGAGAUCUCUCCUAAAUCGUUCACCUUCUUGUUAUACAACACUCCUACCCACAGUGCCCAUCAUCGACGAGCGGUAAAGUCCCACGUAUCGAGCAAGUACAGAACUGCCGUGCGCUUGCGCCAGCAAGCGCUUGCCCGCCAUGCUUUGUAUCACCACGACGACCGCGUGGAAGACCCACGGCCCAACACUGAGGAGGUUGGACCUGCGGUGGACGAGCGAAGAGGGUUGACAUCGUCACCCCUGCAAAAAUCCUCCCCCCUGAAAAUGGGCUUCGGCGGUACCAGAAUCGACCCUUUCAACUCUUACCCCGGUCAGCAGACACCAUGCGUUGCGGGGGCGCUUGACUAUUAUACUCAAGUUCUCUCGCCCCUGCAUCAACCGUUGCUGGUAGCGGUCAACGUGGCCAACCCGACGAUGAGCUGGGCGUUUCCCGUGAUUAUGUCGCAUGAGAGUGCCUUUCACGCGGCUGUCGCGCUGAGCCAAGCAUAUCUUGAGAAGGCUCGAUGUUCCACCGCCAGCCCAUCUCAAGAAAUCUACUUUCACCGAUACAAGGCCGCGUCGAUCCUUCGCGAUCAACUUUUGAAGCUAGAAGGUCCUCCGGAUGAUGGCAUACUGGUGACGGUGCUUGCGCUGGCGUCUCUCGAUGUCAUGUACAAGCAAGAUCACUUGUCAAGCCGCAAAGGCGUGGCGCUCAUGGUCGCUAUGAAAGGUGGCCUCGAUAAUCUCGGGCUCCGUGGGAUUGUGAAGGCAUUCCUCAUCCAGUUUGACUAUUUCUGGACGCUCGAGACCCGGACGCAGACCAUUUUCCCUCUGUCCAAGCCUUCAAAACAACGGGUAUAUCCUCAAUAUCCUUUGCAGGACCCAAUCCUUUCCAUCAUCUCCACCCUCCCAUCGGGCUUCGCGGCAAUAGCUCGCCAGGGCAGUCUGGGCGUCGAUAUUAUCCACAUCCUGUCGAGAGUGAGCAUGUUCCUGCACUUUAAAACCUCGAAGUUGCCCCUCGUAAUCGAGAAGGAUCCUGUGCCGGAAGGUCAGGACUAUCCGGAUAUCUUCGACGCGUGUUCUUGUCUUCAUUCUGCAGCUUCCACCAGGCAUAGUUUGGAGAAAAAUAUAUGUCUUGCUAUCAUACUUUUCAGCUUCGAUAUUCAUACUCCGACUGACUCUCAUACCACCAUCACUGCCUACCGUGGAUCACGACAGGAGCUAACGAGGUCACUUUCCUUCACGCCACACCGGAAUCCGGAUGAGAGAGCGUGUUUGAUAUGGAUCUGGAUGGUUGUAAUUAGUUCUUGGAGGGUCAAUGCGGCACUGUCCCAUGAAGGACUGUCGUUGAGCCGGAUGUUUUGCACAAAAUUUGAAGAGGCUCGCACAUGGACCUCUAUCGAGACGGCCAUGCGUCGAUUCUUUUGGUAUGAUCCUCUGAGCGAAGGAUGGAAGACCACCUGGAGAGAAGCGCUCAGUGAGUAUGACACCCAGGACACGAGGGACAUGGUACGUCCUACGGGGUCACGGUCCAUGGUGACCUGCAGUCCCUCGAUUGCAACCUCCCCGACGGCAAGACAGUUUCCAGAAAGGUCAAAACCCCCCUUGACCAGCUCCAGAGGCACUGGAGGAGAGGGCUGGUCGACAGGUCCUGAGAUCUCGGAUAGAACCAGAUAUGAGCCCGCAGGACAGACUGCGGACGGCUUGGAGGAGUCUGCGGUCGUAUCUCCGUGUACCGUUCAGCUACCGCCAAUGUUGACGCUUGAGACCUACCUCGGACAGAUAUAG